GCUUUGCAGAAGCGUUUAGAAGCAAACGGAGGAUGGCGAAGUGUAAAACAGACUGCAUUGAAAGGCCUCUCUCUCUGGCUUUUGAAAAACUUGGCUGUGUUGUUGGUAGGCAUCCGUGUGUGUUUCUUUUAGUAGCUUUAUAUGUGGCAGCUGCCCUUGGAGCUGGUUUUGUUUUUCUUCAGGAGAGGGAGGCAAAUGAUAUUGAAGAUCAGUUCACACCGGUCAAUGGACCUGCCAAGCUGGAGAGAGCGUUUGUGGUGGAAACUUUCCCACAAUCUGAAGAGUUUUCUCAGAUACGGCUCACGUCUGAAGGCACUUAUGCCUCUGUGAUCAUCACAGAUUUGCAUGGAGAAAAUAUAUUAACUGUACCAGCUUUUGUUGAUAUUAUAGAGUUUGACAGACAAGUGAAAAAAAUAAUAACAGGAAACACUUUUGAAAACCUCUGUGCCAAAACAAAGGGAAGGUGCAUGUCAAACACAAUUUUGGACAUUAUCAAUUACAAUGCUGCUGAAAUAGUUUCUUCAAAAAUAACAUAUCCAUUGAAUAAUAACAUGUUUUUGGGAUCAAGUAUCGGCGGUGUAGAGCUAAAGCCGGAUAGCUCCGAGAUAUCCAGUGCAAAAGCGGUAAGGCUUUUUUAUUUCCUAGAUGAGAAGAAGACAAAGGAAAACUCUUACUGGCUUGAUGACUUCCUCAAACUCCUCUCAAACUAUACAGAGCAAAAAACGGUCAAUGUGUCUUACUUUACAUCACUAUCAAGACAGAAAGAGUUCGAAACCAAUUCAGACUCUGUGAUUCCCCUCUUCUCUGCAACAUAUUUCCUGGCCAUUAACAUUUCCGUUCUGUCUUGUUUGAGGUUAGACUGUGUCAGGACGAAGGUGUGGGUGGCCUUGUUCGGCGUUGUCUCCGCUGGUAUGGCUGUGUUGGCCAGCUUUGGACUGCUGCUGUUCUGCGGGAUGCCAUUUGCCAUGACUGUGGCUUCAGCCCCCUUUCUGAUUCUUGGUGUUGGUGUUGACGACAUGUUCAUAAUGAUCUCCUGCUGGCAGAAGACUGAAGUUCAUAAAGCUGUUGAGGUUCGCUUAGCAGAAACGUAUAAGGAGGCUGGUGUGUCCAUCACGAUCACCACGCUGACGGAUGUGCUGGCGUUCUACAUCGGCCUCCUGACUCCAUUCCGCUCAGUACAGUCUUUCUGCAUGUACACCAGCACAGCUCUUCUGUUCUGCUACAUCUUCAACAUCACCUUCUUUGGUGCGUGUCUCGCGUUAAACGGAAGGCGAGAGAAAGGCAACAGACACUGGCUAACCUGCAUGAAAGUCCCAGAACCAACUGGUGAUGGUGAUAUAGCUUGUUGUGUGGGUGGUGCUUAUGAUGAAAACACACGUAAGGAGUUUGAAAUUCCAAUGGAUUCAUUCUUUAAACACUAUUACAGCCCAUUUCUGACAAGAGUGUGGGUUAAGACGCUCGUGUGUCUGAUAUAUGCCGGAUAUUUGGCAGUCAGUAUCUACGGGUGCUUCCAAAUACAGGAAGGUCUAGACCUGAAACAUUUAGCAGUAGACGGCUCAUAUGUUGGUGAUUACUAUGAUAAAGAAGAUGAAUUCUUCUCUGAUUUUGGUCCUAAUGUCAUGUUAGUUAUAAAGGAUGAGCAUUUCCAGUACUGGAACCCGACUGCUCGUAAAAGUCUUGACUUGUGUUUAGAAAACUUUCAAAAUCUAACACUGGCAGACUCAGACCUUCCACCUAUUUCUUGGCUUCAUGUAUAUCUGCAGUAUGGGAUGAAUUUUGGUUUUGAUGUAGACAAUGAAACAGAGUUCAAAAGCCAUUUAACUGCAUUUCUUAAUUAUUCUGGUUUUAGCCAAGAUGUUAAUUUUACUAACAAUCAAAUUCAAGCAUCACGUAUGUUUGUUCAGUCGGUAAACAUCCGCACAGCGAUCGAUGAGAAGAACAUGCUGAAUGAAUUGAGAGAGACUGCAGUAGAAUGUGGGAAGUUGCAGCCACCAGUUAAUCUGAUUGUGUACCACCCUGCGUUCAUCUAUUUCGACCAAUAUGCCGUCAUCAUCAGUAAUACAAUCCAAAACUUAGUGGUUGCUACAUGUGUGAUGUUAGUAAUUUCACUCCUGCUGAUCCCAAACCCUCUCUGCUCUCUCUGGGUGACAUUUUCCAUUGCAUCUGUCAUUGUGGGAGUGGCUGGUUUCAUGGCAUUAUGGAAUGUUAGUUUAGACUCUGUGUCUAUGAUUAAUCUUGUCAUCUGUAUUGGGUUUUCUGUUGACUUCUCUGCUCACAUAUCCUAUGCUUUUGUGUCAAGUGAAAAAUCCUCAGCGAAUGAGAAAGCCACGGAUGCCAUCUCUAAACUGGGCUAUCCGAUCGUUCAGGGAGCCGUGUCCACUAUCGCAGGUGUGGUGGUGCUCGCUGCUGCUAAAAGCUACAUCUUCAGGACCUUCUUCAAAAUUAUGCUCUUAGUCAUUCUGUUUGGGGCCGUCCAUGGCAUCGUAUUUAUACCUGUGUUCCUGACCUUCCUCGGCAAUUGUAGUAAUAGUCGUGUAAAGAAUAAACAAUACAGUGACACAAACAAACAGCAAAGGAAAGACCCAGUCAUGGAUCACACCGAGAAUGUAUGGUGUACUGAUCCUGACUGUCCCAGCCUAUAACCUAAACAAUGGCCUAACACUAACUGACCCUACAUAUGACAAACGGUUAAGAAAAUGGACAAACUUUCUUCUUAUAUGUAUGAGUUUAGGUAUAUAUGACACUUUAAUUGGACCAUGCAAGAAAAUCCUGAAAUCGAAAUCAUUCUGCUAUGUACUAACUUACUAACUUGCAUAUUUUUGUAUGUGUUUUUUUUAAUCAUCUCUUUCAGCUAUAUGUUUUUUUGGCAAAUAAUUCACUUUAAAAAAUUAUCUUAAUGCACUGCAGGUCUAUUUUAACUUUGCACGUGUAAUCUAAAUGCAUGCAGUUAACCAUUUUAUUUAAUGUUAGGAUUUUUAUGAUCGAAAUUAAAGCAAUUUGAGCUCUGUGUAAUUGUGUACCAGUGUCUUUAUUGUUGAUGAUGUAAAUGUUCUCUUGCUGCUUCUAAGGCUCAGCACCAUGACAAGCUGCGAGAUAAAGAGCUGUGGUCUGCCUGAGAAACUCGUCAUCAAACGUCUCUUUGUAAAUGUAGCAGGCAUUGAUUAUAAAUUGUUUUAUUGUAAAUUCACUCAAAAUACUUCUGUUUUUCUGUUGGUAAUAAAUGUCUAUACGUGAGAAAAUAAUUAAUUUUAUUUUAUUUCUUUAUGAGUUUCGUGCCCAUCUGCACGCUCUUACUUCAGUCCGCGGGAGGUCUGAGCAGAGUGAGGUAUGCAUUUUGUUCAAUCCUGUUGCAUGUUCAAAGGGAAUUAAUCACCAAUUAACUAAUCAGUGUUUUGUUAUGAUGUGCAAAUGAGUUACAUGAAUGUGUUACCUUUUCUAAGAACUGAGUUUAACCUUCUGGGGUCUAAGGGGGUUUUGGGGGCCUGGAGAACUUUUGACAUGCCCUGACUUUUGUGCUUUUUUUCAGUUGCUCAUAAACAUAUACAUGGAUAAAAUAUGAAAGCACUAUAUUCAGUACAAACUGGGCUACAAUAAUAUGCAAAUAGCAUGUAUUUACAUGAUUGUGUUUUUAAGAAAACAACGUUUAUGCAUGGUAAGUAAAAAACUACAAUUGUGAAGUCACUGAAAUAAGACUGCAGUCACGUCAUCUAUGCUUCAAGUUCAUUACGCGUCUACUCAGUGGUGUGUGGUAGAUUAAGGUGUAAGCACGUUCAAGGCACUACAGUCUUCCUUUUUUAGUAAAUCCUUCUUUAACAUUUUGUUUUACUAUUGUAUGAAAGCCCAACAACGCCAUCCAGAGAUAUCUUUAUGUCUAUGACCUUUUAAUGCUUAGGAAAGGCUUUACAAGUAAAGACAUGCCCGUACAAGUAUCAGAAGGCAGUCUAUAUGUAUAGGUAAAGUGAUUCACUUGUUCAUUGUGCAAGAAGAGGGACUACUGCAUGUUUGUUUCUUCUGUGAGUGAUUGAUUAAAAAGUAAGUUAUACAUUUUAUAUUCUAUGCUAGCCCAACUAAAAUACAUUUUCAUUCUGUUAUUGUUACCUGUAAACUUUACUAGUUAAAUAAUGAUUUUAAUAGGUUGUAUAAUUUGUGUGAGUUGCAGGCUGACUAGGUCUAUGCUAAGUCAAAUGUUUACAAUCGUUCAAUACUGCUUAACUGUGCAUGUUCUACUGUAUAAUUUAGAUACAUAAGCUAAAAUUGUAGACCUGUUUAUGGUACAUACUUAAAUGAUAAAAACUUUGCCAAGCAAUGCAGCUAUUUAAAUGUAACUUGAAUAACCUCAUAUUUAAAAUUGUUAUGUACUGUCACUGCUGUGUGUGUAAUGUUCAUUUGUUCAUGCUAGACAUAUUAUUGUUCAUAUUACAAAUUUCAUUUUGUAUUCUGUUUUCUCUGUUCAUUGUAGACCACACACGCACCCAUACGCCCACAUGCACCUCUUAUGGGCAUGUACCUGUAAUAAUUCAAGCAUGCAAGGAUAAUUCAAAUAAAUCCUUCAACUGGGACUUGCCCUCUUGCUCCCGUUUCUCUUACCGGAAACUCCCACUACCAUUUCUACUUGUACAUAAACGAACCCUUGAGCAUCCCUCAAGCUCGUAUAACUAUAAUUGUUUUAUUAGCGGUUGGCAAAUA
Molecule: messenger RNA, 4686 nt
Organism: Carassius gibelio (silver crucian carp)
Lineage: Eukaryota; Metazoa; Chordata; Actinopteri; Cypriniformes; Cyprinidae
Product: patched domain-containing protein 3-like
Exons: 4
Coding region: 33-2642 (869 amino acids)
Cellular component (GO): membrane
Source: RefSeq, a predicted model, not a curated record